Amblyraja radiata (thorny skate) is the source of this 1606-nucleotide messenger RNA. Its product is annotated as zinc finger protein 239-like. Gene Ontology annotation, cellular component: PcG protein complex; chromatin; transcription regulator complex. Gene Ontology annotation, molecular function: RNA polymerase II cis-regulatory region sequence-specific DNA binding; DNA-binding transcription factor activity, RNA polymerase II-specific. NCBI's taxonomy places the organism in Eukaryota, Metazoa, Chordata, Chondrichthyes, Rajiformes, Rajidae. The record is from RefSeq and is a predicted model, not a curated record. The coding region runs from base 522 to 1448 and encodes 308 amino acids. Gene Ontology annotation, biological process: regulation of transcription by RNA polymerase II. The transcript has 2 exons.
UCAACAGCUGUGCCACUGUGCUGCUAUGUUACUAGCUCUGAUUUAUCCGAGUCUUUUCUGGCUUCCAGUUACCACACUAAACAAUCCAUUCCCUCUACCACCUGCUCCCAGGGGGCGACUGUAUGUACCAUCUACAAAAUGUUUUGAAGUUACUUAAGUGAGCCACUCUGACAGCACCAUCCAAAUGCACAACCUCUGCCAACAAAAUAAAAGGGUAUUUUAAGUAAUGGAUUUGCAGCAAGCAAACUCAGACCAAUCUUUGACUGUCAUUCAAGACAUUGGGACCUGAAGGUCAUAGUUUCUAUUUUAAAAGAAAAAAACAUUUCUGUAUUCCAUGAAAAAGAUAUUAAACCUGCCGGGCUGCUAAAGAUCCAAGACCAGAGUGUGCCAGCAUGGUGAUUGUGACUGCACCUCUAACCAUUUACACAGGCUGAAACGAAUAUUCACAGGAAAGACUCAAUACAUGUUCUGUGUGGGGACAAAGUCUCAUAUGAUCAGAGAGUCUGCAUGACAAUCAGCCCAUGGAGAAUCCAUGUAAAUGUGUGGACUGUGGGAAAGGAUUCAAUUACCCUUCCCAACUCGAAACCCAUCAGCGCACACACACCAAGGAGAGGCCAUUCAUCUGUUUCAUGUGCGGGAAGGGAUUCACUCGCUCGUCCCACCUGCUAGCACACCAGCGCAUUCACACCGGGGAGAGGCCUUACACCUGCACCGUGUGUGGGAAGGGAUUCACUGAAUCAUCCAAGCUGAAGGCGCAUCACCAGGUCCACACUGAUAAAAGGACAUUCAAUUGCUCCAAUUGUGAAAAGAGUUUCAAAAGCUCACAGUACCUGCGACGACAUCAACAGAUUCACACCACGGAGAGGCCCUUCACCUGUUCCGUGUGUGGGAAAGGUUUCACCCACUCAUCCAAACUUCUGGUGCACGAGCGAGUCCACACGGGUGAAUGGCCGUUCGCCUGCUCCGUGUGCGGGAAGGGUUUCAACCAGUCGUCUGACCUGCUGACGCACCAGCGUGUUCACACCGGGGAGAGGCCUUUCACUUGCUCUGUGUGCGGGAAAGGAUUCACUCGCUCAUUCAACCUCCUGGUGCAUGAGCGGGUUCACACCGGCAAAAGACCGUUCCCUUGUUCAGUUUGCGGGAAGGGGUUCACUCAGUCCUCCCAUCUGCUGAUCCACCAGCGGGUCCACACCGGUGAGCGGCCAUUUUCCUGCUCCGUGUGUGGGAAGGGAUUCACUUGUUCAUCUAGUCUCCUGGUGCACCGACGAGUCCACACAGGAGAGAGACCGUACUCGUGCUCUGUAUGUGGGAAAGGAUUCACUUCUUCGUCGAGCCUUUUGGUGCACCGCCGAGUUCACAGCGGGGAGAGGCCAUUCCCCUGCUCCAUCUGUAGGAAGGGAUUUACUCAGUUGUCCAAUUUACAGUCACACCAAAGGGUUCACAAGUGAUUUUAUUCUAAUGCAAUCAUGGCAGUCAAUCACAUCCACAGAUGACCCAUGAUGUUCCUGAGAGACAAGCUUUGAUUCUGUUGAUUUUACGCAACUCCAGGUUGGGGUAGAGGAUUUAUUAAAUACUGCACAGGUAUUAAAACAUUUUUUUCUUUUAA